CCCAGCCACCGAAGCGCCUCAGAGCGAGGAGCUAUGAUAGUGUUACAACACAAUUGUGCCUGUACAGGCGCUGUAGUGCAUACAGCCCUUGAAGCAGCACUACAGGCUGGUGCUGGGAUGGCCUGUCUCCAGGAGCCCCCUGUACGUGGAAAAUACCAGAUAAGCCAUCCUGGCUUUCUGUUAUACUGGCCUGAGGGUCCUCGAGAACAUGCUCGGGUAGUGACAGCGAUUCGGAGAGAUUUAGUAAGAGAUUUAGUGGUGGAGGCGCGUACAGAUCUGGCCAACCAUCCAUAUUUUAUGGUGGUUGACGUGCUGGAACAGGGGAGGCGUACGAGGAUAGUGAACUGCUAUGACAACUGGCUAGGAGCACGUCAUACAUACUUAGGAGAGAGCCUACUUACAAGAAGAGCCCUUUCAGAUCUUGAUUGGGGACCAAUUUUAGAGGGCCGAUGUCUCGUUCUUGGAGAUUUCAAUGCGCAUAGCCCGAUGUGGAAUACCCCCAUCGACCAGAGGGUCAACGCGAGAUCCCUGGAGGACCUAAUAAUGAG
Molecule: messenger RNA, 548 nt
Organism: Talaromyces stipitatus ATCC 10500
Lineage: Eukaryota; Fungi; Ascomycota; Eurotiomycetes; Eurotiales; Trichocomaceae
Exons: 1
Source: RefSeq, a predicted model, not a curated record